Cyprinodon tularosa is the source of this 3298-nucleotide messenger RNA. Its product is annotated as solute carrier family 41 member 1-like. Lineage: Eukaryota; Metazoa; Chordata; Actinopteri; Cyprinodontiformes; Cyprinodontidae. Gene Ontology annotation, biological process: monoatomic cation transport. Gene Ontology annotation, molecular function: monoatomic cation transmembrane transporter activity. The transcript is spliced from 10 exons. The record is from RefSeq and is a predicted model, not a curated record. Gene Ontology annotation, cellular component: plasma membrane. Bases 888 to 2243 code for a protein of 451 amino acids.
AGUGGUUUCUAAACAAAUCAGGGGAAGAAGAUCCUCAUGAAGUGUGGUCCAUUUUAAGCUGAAGAGGAAUCGUGUCUCUCAUCCUCCUUCAAACACCCACACUCACUCAGUCUGUCCUUUCCACAACAACACCUCGUCAUUGGUCAUCCCUCCUAUUGGAACUUGAAGGGAACUAACAGAGGCAUAGGAAAAACGUAUUUGCUUCAUUCGAACAGCUUCCAGCAUCACCACUUCUAUCAGCCAGAAGGUCACAGCCUGGACGGGCUUUAUCAGUAUGAAGAAGGGACUGCAAUCCGGGGGGCAGACUCCAACGGGACAUCACAGCAUUGUGGACAAAGAGAAGGAGAUGUGGAAAGAGAAGGGGGAUAAAGAAUGGCAGAACAGGAGGGUUGAGAGGAAGCUUCUGGCCUUUUGGAUGUCCCUGUCCCAGGGGAGGUGGAUCCUCUUCAGACCCCGAGACAGACCAGGCUUCCAGCGCUCAGCCUCGGCCGCUCGGCUGCUGAAGAGUGAGGCGUGAUAGGUGAAAGGAGGGAUGUGUGUGUUUGUAUAUGUGUGUGUGCGUGUGUGUGUAGUGAUUAGUGAAGAUCUGUCAGAUGCAAAGGUGUCAGAAGAGGCCAACAGACCUGCAGCAAUUGGACUUAUGUGUUUGUGUGCGUACUCCACUAUAGUGGAUGUAGUGACCCAUGUUCCCACUGAGGAUCUUUGUGAUGCCACCAACACCAAACCUCUAAGGUAGACUUGAAGCGAUCAAAUCAGACCCUUUGUUGCAAAUAUUUAAUCUUAAGAAUGAUGUUUAAGAUCUAAACAGGAAGUGGAGUUUUACCCCUGAGUCCAAGUCUCAGAACAGAGCUGAACCUUUAGGUGGUGAUGGGUUCAUACUUAAAGCUAUGGUGGUGACAUAUCGGGCCCUGGAGCUCCGGUUACAGGGAAAGAAGCUGAGGGGCUUCACCUGCAAACUGACUCGCUCAGGCCUCAGCUUUCUACCAGAAAACUCAUGGAUCAUUGAGAAACAGGUCCUACUCCCUUAUCUGGUGUCUGGACUGGGAAUGGUGGCAGCCAGGAUGGUCAUGGACAUAGUGCAACACUGGGAGGUGUUCCAGGAGAUCUCUGAGGUGUUUAUCUUGGUGCCAGCUCUGGUGGGGCUGAAGGGAAAUCUAGAGAUGACACUGGCAUCCAGGCUGUCAACAGCAGCGAACACCGGGCAGCUGGACGAAGCCCAGCAGCGGUGGAGAAUGGUGAUCUGUAACAUGGCCCUGAUUCAGGUGCAGGCUACAGUUGUGGGCUUCCUGGCAGCCAUAGCUGCUUUGGUUCUGGGUUCUCUGACCAGGGCAAGGGUCGAUGGUAUGCAGGCUGCCAUCCUGUGUGCCAGCAGCAUCACCACAGCCUUCAUUGCUGCACUUGCUCUAGGUUUGGUGGUGGUGGUGGUGAUUAUUGGCUCUAGAAAGGUUGGAGUCAACCCAGAUAACGUGGCCACGCCCAUUGCUGCCAGUCUCGGUGACCUAAUCACCCUGUCCCUGCUCGCUGGUGUCAGCAGCUUCUUCUUUACCUACAGAGACAGGUGGUACCUUCCCUCAGUGGUGUGUGGCUUUUUCCUGCUCCUUAUCCCUGUGUGGGUCAUCGCUGCCAGACGCAGUCCACCAAUCAGAGAGGUCCUAAAUUCGGGCUGGCAGCCAGUUAUUUUGGCCAUGUCUAUCAGCAGUAUCGGAGGUCUGAUUCUGGAUAAAACUGUGAGCAAUCCCAACUUUGAAGGCAUGGCUGUGUUCACACCAAUCAUCAACGGUGUUGGAGGAAAUCUCGUGGCCAUCCAGGCAAGCAGGAUGUCUACGUACCUCCAUUACUGGAGCGUUCCUGGAGCUUUUCCGCUCCAAAUGAGAACAAACUGUCCUGGGCCCUGCGUCACCUUCUUUUCCUCAGAUGUGAACUCUAAAUCUGCCAGAGUACUGGUCACCCUUGUCGUGCCGGGUCACUUCCUCUUCCUGUACACUGUCCAGCUACUGCAGGGAGGACACACCCCUUUGACGCCUACCUUCAUCUUCUGCUACCUGUGUGCAGCUCUGCUUCAGGUGGUGAUUCUGCUCUACUCUGCCACCCUGAUGGUCCGCUGGCUGUGGAGGAGGAGCUUGGACCCAGACAACUACUCCAUCCCUUACCUCACAGCUCUGGGGGACCUGCUGGGCACGGGUUUCUUGGCCCUGACCUUCAGACUCCUCACCAUGGGCAGCUCUAACCAGACUGGACUUUGAGCUUUUAUUGUGCAGAAUUUCAGCACCAGUUUCUCCCAUCAGGCUGAAGGAUACAGCUUGAAGGACAAUGAUACAAAAUCAAAGCAUAUUAUGCUUCAUUAAAGAGGGAAAAAAAAAAGCUUAUGAAAGGUAUUUAAAAAAAAUAAAUUUCCUAUUCCCACUUUCUUACUUGAUUAGGUGAUCUUUAGUGAACUAAUGUAUGUAUGGAUGGCCUUUACCUGGUCUUUAGAGAGCUGCAGGGCAUGCUGAAAUGAAGCACGGUGGUGGCAGUAUCAUUCUAUGAGGAGGUUUAUAAGAGCAGAGCUUGGAAAACUUAUUUUCCAGAGAUAAGACACCAAACACACUGCUACUACUGGUUAAACUAAGCAACUGCAGAGUAAUGAAGACCAACAGAACCAAUAUGAGGUCCAAAGGCUGCGGAGUGUUAUGGCUUAAUGAGUUAGAAUAGAUUUACCAAAGCAUAUGCAGGAAAGGUACAUACAAAAUUCAACUUCACACGCUUAUUCAAAAUAUAUUACAUUUUGAAUGAAGUCUGUGUGCAUUUACAAUUUAAGUGCUUUAGAGUAACAGAUAGCAGAUAAGCUUAAAUAGAUGAGGCCUUCUAUUUGAUAUCUUACCAUGAGUAGUUGCAUGGCUAAUAACCAAGCACAAAGAACAACAUAUAAAUAUUUAUUUUAGUUUGGGUAAAUUCACCAGUUUUUCUUCCUGCUCCUUUUAUCACCGCAUGUCAAGAAUCAGAGCAAUUAGCUCUGUAUAAACACACAUCAAUGCAUUUGUACAGCUAUUAGGGUAGAUGCUUUUUUUAUGACCAAAGGACACUACUGAGUGCUGAAUGCCGACAUAAACCAGAUGCUGGCCUCCAUGACCUUUUCAGUGUUUGUCUUGGGUAGAUGUGUGCCUUGGUCAAAGUUCUGCUGUGUGCCGUCGCUUGGCGUGAACUCGUCUGUGUGUGUCUCUGUUUGUCUGGAUCUUUUUUUAUUUUGUUUCUUUGAAAUGCAUGCAGAUCUGCAUUUGUAAAACUUGGAUCAGUUAAAUAAAACAUGUAGGAGAAGUGA